GCUGCAAGCGCGCGCGAUGGAUUCCGAGGCCGCGCAGCUACUGGAGGCUGCGGACUUCGCGGCUCGCAAGCACCGACAACAACGACGGAAGGAUCCCGAAGGGACUCCCUACAUCAACCACCCCAUCGGUGUGGCCCGGAUCCUAACCCAUGAGGCGGGAAUCACUGACAUUGUGGUGUUACAGGCGGCCCUGCUCCAUGACACUGUGGAAGACACAGACACCACCCUGGAUGAGGUGGAGAUGCACUUUGGGACAGAGGUGCGGCGCCUGGUGGAGGAAGUAACGGAUGACAAGACUCUACCCAAACUUGAGAGGAAGCGACAACAGGUAGAACAGGCGCCUCACAGCAGCCCAGGGGCCAAACUGGUGAAGCUGGCAGACAAGCUGUACAAUCUGAGGGACCUAAAUCGCUGCACCCCUGAGGGAUGGUCAGAACAUCGUGUCCAGGAAUACUUCGAGUGGGCAGCACAGGUGGUGAAGGGGCUUCAAGGGACAAACCAGCAACUGGAAGAGGCAUUAAAGCAGCUGUUCAAGGAGCGAGGGCUGACGCUCUAAGUGAGUGGUGCUGGGCCCUGGCCAGGGGCACGGGCUCUGGUCAGGUGCCACCAAUCCGGAUCCUCACUGCGGCAUUCCAGCUCUUCCCCAUCUCCUUCCCUUUUGCACUCAGCCUAGACAGCAAAGGGUAAAACCAUAUACACUUUUUCCCCCCUACAACAUUGAGCCUCGGAUAGAGGAAUCAGAUGCACCCCAUCCAUCCAUGUGUUCUGGCCUUUCCCCAAGGCUUGGGUCUUUCUGCCAUUUUACAUGUCAGGACCCUUGGACCCUCAAGGACUUGGGCUUGCAUAAACACUGGAUUAUUUGUCAUUAUGAAGAAUAAAGCAUUCGGGGUAAAGGUUUAA
Jaculus jaculus (lesser Egyptian jerboa) is the source of this 900-nucleotide messenger RNA. RefSeq names its product HD domain containing 3 (gene Hddc3). Gene Ontology annotation, molecular function: guanosine-3',5'-bis(diphosphate) 3'-diphosphatase activity. The transcript is spliced from 4 exons. Bases 17 to 556 code for a protein of 179 amino acids. Lineage: Eukaryota; Metazoa; Chordata; Mammalia; Rodentia; Dipodidae. The record is from RefSeq and is a predicted model, not a curated record.